AUGCCGGGCCCUCAGGCUACUCAAGUCUUGUCCUCUACUAGAGCUGCUAUUUCAAGUCUUAAAGGUAUCGAGGAAGACCAUGGUGACCUCAACGAUGUUGAAGAGCUCCCUGCAGCUUUUGCACAAGUCGCCAAGCACCUGCCGGCUGUCUGCAAGGCACUACAAUCUGCCCGGCUACACAUACAGAAAAGGGAAGACGACAAUACCUGGGCAGAGAUGAAGAAGCCUAUGGAUGGAUGCAAGGCGAAAGCCGAUCGUUUAGAGGGAGUCUAUGGAAAGGUUGUGCCAUCUGCCCCCGCGCAGAAGAUGGAGCGCUACCGCGAAGCUGUGAGUGGGCUAGGCAAAGAGGGACGCGUGGAGGUUUUGAUGGAAGCCAUACUGCGAGACGUUAAGGGUUUAUUGACAGUGGACGGGGGGAUGGAAGCGGCAACCGAAUCGGAUCUCCGCGAGCUGGCUGAUAUCACGGCAGAAGUGCUAGCAAUUCCACCAUCACUGCAGGGUGAUGGCUCAGCUUUAGGUAUCCACAACUACGGCCCCGGCCCUCAGAACGUCGUUACAGGCGACGGGCACCAGUACAACAACAAUAACACCGGCAAUCAGUUCAACGGAAGCACAUUCCACGGCGUCAAUCCUUUCAGCCGGGAGUAA
Molecule: messenger RNA, 648 nt
Organism: Colletotrichum spaethianum
Lineage: Eukaryota; Fungi; Ascomycota; Sordariomycetes; Glomerellales; Glomerellaceae
Exons: 1
Coding region: 1-648 (215 amino acids)
Source: RefSeq, a predicted model, not a curated record